AGUGACAGUGGUGCCAUCAUUUUAACAUAAAAGGGCGUCCACGCGCGAACGCGGGAUGAUGUGAAGGGUGCACGACCUGAGCUGGGCGGGUAAACUCUUCAGCAGGGUGCUUCAGGGUUGGCCUACAGAGUGGUUGAUCUACUGCGGUAAGGAUUCCUCGGCAUUGGAAUACCAAACAUUUUCUACGUGUUUUGUGUGGCAUCUAGUGUUAUGGAAGGAAAUGGAAAAGAAGAAUGUUGCAUCUGGAAUGGAAUUGAAGACAUCGGUGAAAAGCAAGUUGACGUAAAAUUCGUGACUGGUUCCGUAGAGUCGAAUGACACUUCACGUCCGACGUCCGACAUUUUCGAAGACAGUUCGUUCCGUCUGUAUGAGAUGCCCGUAAGCGUAGAAACUGCUGCAAAAAGAAUGAGCUUUAGUGAAAUUGAUCGUGUGGAAGAAUUGACGAAUCAGAUGCGGAACCAUUAUGUGGAAAGUAAUGUGAAAGACACUGCCGAGAUUGUGAUGAAAGAUGUGGCGGGCAGAGAGAAACUUGAUCAGGCUUGCCCAAGUCCCACUACUAGUAACGGUAACGUUACUCGAACCAUUGAGUCCAAUCAUAUUGAAAUAAUUUCUGUUCGAAAUGAAGAUAACAUAACCUUGAAGAAAGACUGCGGGAACGGUGAACCUGUUUAUGAUUCAGUAAAUCCCAAAAUUGAAUGUACGUCUCCCUUACUGAAAACUAAUAAUCAUUUUAUCAUUACUGGUUCAUCCAACCACACGAAGAAGAUUCAGGAUAACAUCAUCGAGAUUGCUGCGCAAGAAAUAAACGACAACUUAAAUUUUCAAUUAAGUGUCGUUCCGGGCGAAUUUGAGGAAACUUGUAAAUUCUGCACGAAACGUACUACCGAAAUAAAUUCUGAACCUGGUAGUGUUUCUACCAAAGAUUUGAAUUUUGAGGUGAAGCAGAAUGCUGGUACUCAAGAACCCUCAUGUAGUAUUUGUAUUUUAAAGUCAAACAACAAAAGAAAAAAUUGCCAUGGCUCAAAAAGAGAAACAGAUUUUUUACGACCAGCAUCCAGAAUUUCAGAUAAAUCUAAUAAUUCAAAUAUAUCUGGUAAUUCUGAUACCAAAAAAAAGAGUAAAAAAGAAUUUACUUUAGAGACAGACCCAGGUAUACUUUCUCGGAGGCAAAAGCAAAUUGAAUAUGGGAAGAAUACCACAGGAUAUCAAAGGUAUAAGAAAAUGGUUCCCAGGGAUCAGAGAACAAAACAAGAUCCACAAACACCUCCCAAAUGUUCCAAAUAUAGUCGAAGAGCAUGGGAUGGGCUUAUCAAAUCAUGGAGACGAAAGCUACACGAUUGGGAUCCUCACAAAACUGGAGAAUCAGAUGAUGAAAUUCUUUCAGUUGUUUCAACAUCAUCAUUUCCUACAAUCUCGGAUGAUUCUGAAAAUUUGUAUGAGACUGUAAGUGAUUUAGCGGAAGAAGAACAGACCUUUGCUGUUGAAAGAGGGAGUAAUGGUAUAUCAAUUAAUAAGGAUGCUGAUUCACUUCAAACCAAAGAAACAUAAAUGGCACUAAUUUUAAAAAUAGUAUUAAGAUUAUUCUGUGCAUGAUAUGGGACAUCAUGUUUAGAGGAAUAGAUGAUCCUUAUGAUCAUUGGUGAUAAUUAUUAUCAUCAUCAUUAAUCUUUGAUGUUUGUGAUACUUUCAUUUGGGGCGGGGGGGGGGGGAUUAAGUUAAGAAAAUAGAAUGGUUGGAAAGUUCAAAAGAAACUUUUCUUAUAAAAUAUACUUAACUUUGUAUGUCGCAUUAGUUCAUUAAGUUUUGCAUCAAGAUUUUUUUUUUAAUAUACCGUUACGGUUUGUGCGUUUCGAACUCUUUUCAUUUAAUAUAAAUUGUAUAAAUUAGUUUUGAAAGUAGACCUUCAUGUAAGGAGAGAGAGUAAAGUAAGACAUGCAAAAAUAGUAAUACCUUUAUAUUUCCUGAAAUAAGUGUAGUUUCGAAUGUUGUAGAAACUAAACGUUAAAAAAAAAAGCAAUUUUCAGAAUAACUUGUGUGAUCCAAUCAGUUAAAAUAUUAUUUUACUGAAAUUUAGAAAACUACACUGGAAAAAGGAAGUAUAGUAUUUUAGGACUGCUUUUCUUACAGUGGAAAAUUCUGCAUUAUUCACAAAACUGCAACAGACAUGUGGAUAUGUGAAAACCUUCAACAUGCAUACUGCUAUCAUAACUGCUAUCAAUCUGUAAAAUAAUCAGCAUUGUUAAGUAAAGAAAGUCUUUAUUUGAUUGGAGCACUCACUUGCCAGAGCAUCCUAAUAGAUUAAUUUUGUGUACUGCAGGUCAGAAGUUUUAUUGAAACGUUUUAAUUGUGAAACUUUAAAACGUUAAUUAAACCAAAUAAAAGGAAAGAAAUUGCUGCUGUUAUUUGAUUUUCACAAAUGUAUAUUUUUUAAAUUGUAUGGUGAACAUUUUUAAUGUAUGGAAUUCAUUUUGAAAAUAUAUGCAGUUCUUAAUUAA
Molecule: messenger RNA, 2495 nt
Organism: Gryllus bimaculatus (two-spotted cricket)
Lineage: Eukaryota; Metazoa; Arthropoda; Insecta; Orthoptera; Gryllidae
Source: the annotation of a GenBank genome assembly